CGCUUUUUGUGUCACUUUUUCAUCGCCUGCGAUUGACUUGGCGAAUGAGGUGAUUAUUUUCACUCAUUUUCAGACUCCCGUGCCGGGGUUUUCCAUUCCUUUUUUCUUUUUUGUAUAAAAAGGUAGUCCACCAAAAACUCACCCCAGGAACCUUUGUUUUAUUACCUGUCUUUUUCAUCCCCCACUCUCUAUUUCAUUAUCAAUCAUCAUGGAACAUAUUGAUUCUGCCAAGUUGUAUGCCGAUGGUGGCUACCGCUUUGAAUACGUUGCCAAGUUUAUGGAUUUCGGUGAGGCUGAUAUCAACGCUAUCAAGUCCGUUGCCGAAAAGGUCCGUCCUCUUAUUCCUGUCGUGGUCGAUGCUGUGUACAACAAGUUGUUCCAGUACGAUGUGACCAAGAAGCAUUUCCUUCCCAAGAAUGAAGGUUUCGAAGGUGAGGUCGCCACUUCGUUGGAAGACUUGACCUUGGAACAUCCUCAGAUCAAAUUCCGUAAGGAUUUCCUGUCAAAAUAUUUGAACAAGCUUUUGGAUGGCCCCUAUGAUGAUCGCUUCCUUCGUUACCUUGACUGGGUCGCCAAGAUCCACACCGAUACUCCUACCAAGAAAUCCAAGAUCAAUGUCGAUUAUAUCCACAUCAAUGCACUGAUGGGCUUUGUCGAAACCACAUUGGUCGGUGGUUUGUUGUCUCUCAACUUGGAUCGUGAAACCGAAGGUGCCGCUUUGGGUGCUUUCAACAAGCUUCUCUGGAUCCAAAACGAUUACUUUGCCAAAUACUACUGCAAUCCUGUCCUUGCUGCUCCCACCGCGGAGGCAAAGAAGUGCUGUGCCAAGCUCUGUGACAACCCUAUCAUCCCUGUAAUUGUUGGUGCUUUGGCUGGUGGCUUGGGUGUUUGGUUCUCCAUGCAACGCAAGUAAAACCCCUUCAUCAUUUGCCCAUUUACUUUAUUUUCUUUUUUUUCCCUGGGUCUCUCUUCUCUAUUUUAUUUCUGUAAAUACGACUGUAAUUGAUAACUCAAAAUUAACAAUUAAAAAUUUAUUGUUUAACAAUUUGAAUGAAAAAAAAA
Molecule: messenger RNA, 1062 nt
Organism: Radiomyces spectabilis
Lineage: Eukaryota; Fungi; Mucoromycota; Mucoromycetes; Mucorales; Radiomycetaceae
Product: Protoglobin-domain-containing protein
Exons: 2
Coding region: 209-913 (234 amino acids)
Molecular function (GO): heme binding; oxygen binding
Source: RefSeq, a predicted model, not a curated record